GAGAGCGCGGAGCGGACGGGGGAGAUCGGGGAUUUUCGUCCAAAGCGACUCGUGUGAAUCUAACGUGUGCAUGACUGGAGUUGACCUAUUGCGGCGACAUGGAUUUGAAUUGAGCGCCAAGUCGUUGGGCUUUGUAGUGUUCGGACAGCCCCGGGACUUACACUUUAACUGAAAAGCAGACAGAGACAAUGAAAAUGUGGCUCUUGUUCCUUGUGACCAUCCAGGCUCUGUUCCUCACCGGCUCUGAGGGUCAAGCACAGAAAGCAACUUGCAAAAACGUCUAUGCAGCUGAUAUCGUCUACCUCGUGGAUGGCUCCUCGAGCAUUGGAAGGGUCAAGUUUGAACAAGUCAAAAGCUUUAUUGAAGCAACAAUUCAACCGUUUGUAAAUGUGAUUGGUCAAAGUGCAGUCAGAAUCGGCCUUGUUCAGUAUAGUGAUGACCCCAGGGUUGAGUUCUCAUUUCAAGAUCACAGCACAGGAUUCCAAAUACUGCAUGCAGUCCACAACCUGCGUUACAAAGGUGGGAACACAAGGACGGGAGCUGGACUGAAAUACGUAGCAGACAACUUCUUUGGAUCUCCCAAACUGAGGCGUUCUGUUCCCAAGAUCGCUAUCUUGAUAACCGAUGGAAAAUCGCAGGAUAACGUGAAUCAGCCAGCCUUAAAGCUACGGAGCCAAGAUGUUAAGUUGUUUGCAAUUGGGAUAAAGAAUGCUGAUAAACAGGAACUCGAUGAGAUUACCUCAACACCUACCGAGGAUUAUUCGUACUUUGUGAAUGACUUUAAAAUCCUACGAACUCUCUCGCCGCUGAUUUCCAAGAGGGUUUGUUCCACUACUGGGGGCACCCUGGAAGAAGCAGGGGCUGUCCAAGUACCUGGAGGCCCCUCAAAUCUAAUCUUCAGCGACAACGGUUUCGAAUCAUUGCGGAUUCGUUGGACUGCGGCAGUGGGACCUGUGGCAGGGUACAAAGUUCAAUACUCUCCCCUCAACGCCCUGGGCUUUCCGAUCUCCGCUGAACUCCGCGAGAUUACUGUUGGAGCAAAUGAAAACUCAGCUUUUCUGCAAAGGUUGAAACCUGCAACGGAGUAUCUGGUGACGGUGAUUGCCCAGUAUGCCAACAGCAUUGGAGAGUCUACUUCAGGAAAGGGGAGGACAGAGGUCCUGCCAGGAGCAUUGAACUUUCGUGUGGUCACAGCUGGACACUUCACACUGCGGUUGGCGUGGAAACCACCGGCCUUCCCCGUGCAAGGGUACCGGCUGACAUACAAGCGUAGAGGAGAUGCAGAUAUCCAGCUGGAAGAGAAGACCCUGAGUGCUAACAUAGCCACCUUUACCCUCAAGGACCUGCUGCCAGACACCGAGUAUAUUGUCACCAUCCAGCCCAUUCACCCAGGCAACACAACGCUGCCAUCUUCCAUCUCUGGAAAGACGCUGGCUCUGAAACAAGUACAGCAACUGACCAUUCAGAACGUGACUCCCCAGAGCGCGGAGGUCAGGUGGAGGGGAGUGAGUGGAGCUACAGGCUACCGACUGAAGUGGGGCCCAUCUGCAGGAAGAGAUGUUCUGAUAGUCGCGCUCAGUCCAUCCACUGAAUUUUACCAAAUUCAAGGUCUCCUGCCAAACACUGACUACACAGUAAGCUUAACGGCAUUGUAUGGAAGAACAGAGGGGCCUCCUGCUACUACCAGGAUGAAAACAGAUGUGGCAGAAAACCUGGUUUUAAGGACAGUUGGGAUUAGUCCAACUGCUAUCCGUGUGACGUGGAACCUCCAGCGUGAUGCCAGCGCCUACAGAAUAGAGUGGAGGAAGGCCACAGAGGAACAGACACAGUCCAACGCAGUUGUGCUGACCGCUGUCUCCAACAACUAUGAUAUCACCAACUUGUCUCCCGGCACGGAAUACGCCAUCACUCUCUACACUCUGUACAACGACAGGGAAGUAGCAACUCCAGCGACCAUGUCAAAGACAGUGGAUAAAGAAAUAGAACUGGGAACCGUGGCAAAUUUGCGGAUAGUAGAAACAGCCCACAACCGGAUUCGGAUCAGCUGGACGGCAGUGUUGGGAGCAUCGGCGUAUAAAAUAAUCUGGAGAAACCCUGAAGGUUAUGAGAUCACUCAAGUUGUGUCACAUGAAACAACCUCGUUUGACAUUGACCAUGUGCAACAAGGAGUGACGUACAUCAUCAAAGUGUCUGCACUUUCUGGAGGCAGAGAGGGAAACGCCGCUAGCAUUGUUGCUAGAGCAGCUGCAUCUGUUAGGCGUGUGACAGAGCUCCGCUCGCUGGAAACACGGAGUAAUCUAAUCCGGAUUGCGUGGCAGGGAUUACCCCAGGCGACUGCGUACGAGGUCACAUGGAAACGUGCAGACGGAACCGAGGAGAGCAGAAUCCUGAGCGCAUCUGUGAACAUGUUCGACGUGGAAGGAUUGCAGUCAAAUACGGUGUAUGUCAUUGGAGUUUCAGCAAUGGUAGGGACCAGCCAGGGAACUCCUGCCACGGUCACAGUGAGGACGGAAUCCCUCACAGGAGAGGUGACCAAUCUUCAAGUGGUUGAAAGGCAAAGCACUCGGAUUCGUGUCAGUUGGGUUGGUUUCUCCAGAGCGACGGCGUACAGGGUCACAUGGAUGCGAGCGGAUGGCGUCAAGGACAGUAGGCUCGUCAGCAGUGGCACCACCUCGUUCGUCAUUGAUGGCUUGGAGCCCAACAAUGUUUAUGCAAUUGAGGUUUCGCCAUUAGUGGGAUCCAGAGAAGGGAAUCCAGUGACGGUGACUACAAAAACCAAUUCCCUUGUAGGAGAUGUGACCAACCUGCGAGUGAGUGAGAUUCGAAGGAACACACUCCUGAUCACAUGGACCACUGUAGGCAGGGCUUCGGCGUACAAAAUCACCUGGAAGAGUGCUGAUGCAAUCGAAGAGAGCAAUGUGGUGAACGGCGAUGUCAAGUCAUUCGAAAUCAAGAAGCUGAAACCUGGGACCGCUUACGCUAUUCGAGUCACCCCCAUAAUGGGAAGCAGGGAAGGAAUCCCUGUCACCAUCAUGGCAAAGACCGCAUUGUCCGAAAAUGACCAGGUGGACGGAGUCAGUGAUGUUCGGGUACUUGAAGCUCGCAGUAAUGUCCUCCGUGUAUCUUGGGUUGGUGUUCGUGGAGCCACUUCGUACAGAAUCAGCUGGAAGCGCAGUGAAGGAGGACCUGAGACCAGCAAGGUUGUAUCUGGAGAUAUAAGCACCUUUGAUAUUGUGGAUCUUGAAGGUGGAAUUAAUUAUCUCGUAAAAGUUGUUGCACUGAUCGAAAAUCGAGAAGGACGCCCUGUAACAAUCACUGCAACUACCCCCGCAGUCGAGCGUCCACUGGGAACAGUCGGGAAUCUGCGGACCAUCGGCUCAACGACGAAACGGAUUCAGAUUGCCUGGAGCAGUGUGCCAGGAAGCACGGGAUAUCGGAUCUACUGGAGACUGGCUGAGGGAGGGCCAGAGAGCGAUCGACUGGUUUUAGCAAACAUCAACACAUUUGACAUAUUGAACCUGCAGUCUGGGAAGAGUUACGUCAUCAGAGUCUCCUCACUUUUUGGUGAUCGAGAAGGAACUCCUACCACGAUCACUGCGACUACAGGCCGGUCUGAGGAAGUGCAGGGUUUCCGAGUGACAUACGUCGACACGAGGAAGGUUAUCCUGGGCUGGAAUCACACACCUGGCGUGACGAGUUACAUCCUCUCGUGGAGACUUGCCUCAGCAAAAGAAGAACAGCGGUCUGUUACCCUGCCGGCACGAACAGAUUCCUACCAGAUCACCAACUUGCAAAUUGGGCGAGAGUACGUGUUUACCAUCCGGCCUGUGUUUGGAACAGAGUUCGGACCUCAGACCUCCAUUACUGAGCGGCUUGUGUGUAGCAAAGCUGGCGCUGACAUUGUGUUCCUUGUCGAUGGCUCCGGGAGUAUUGGCCCUGAGAACUUCCAAAAGGUGAAGCAGUUCCUGUACAACGUGGUCUCUCAUCUCCCCAACAUUGGGCCUGAUGCAACUCAGGUCUCAGUAGUUCAAUACAGUGAUGACCCUAAGAUUGAAAUCCCACUUGGCAAACUCACCACUCAACAGGAACUGCUCCGGGCCAUAAGAGAACUUCUGUAUCAAAGUGGUGGGACUAAAACAGGCAGAGCCAUAGAUUUUGUCCUGAGUUACGUGCUUCAGAUCUCCGCAGGGAGACGCCCACAAGUUCCUGCCUUGCUGGUCCUCAUAACAGACGGACGGUCAGAUGACAGAGUCGUGGAUGCUGUAGGGAGGGCAAGGGCCGCAGGCAUCUACAUGUAUGCAGUUGGCGUUGGGGAGGCAGAUAUUAAUGAGCUACAGAGUAUAGUUUCCAAUGGAGACUCCAAGAACAUCUUCUACGCAGAAAACUUUGACUCGCUCGCCCGGUUUGAAGGGGCCCUGGCUGAUGUAAUCUGUGUUGCUGCCAGCAAGCCAGAUCAUGUACCAGACCGCUGUCCUACCCAGUGCCAAAAGGGUGAGAAAGGUGAAGCAGGAAAGAUUGGAAAACGAGGCAGAGAUGGUAUAGAUGGACUGAAUGGUGAGCCUGGACGGCCUGGUUUGCCGGGACCCCCAGGUCCAGUGGGGCCACCUGGGCCACCGGGGAGGCCAGGUACCACCAGCGAAAGCACUCAGGGCAUGAAGGGUGAGAAAGGGGACCCGGCAUAUCCAGGGAGGGAUGGAGCACCAGGAUCACCAGGCCGACCGGGAAACCCAGGCUCACCUGGAUCACCCGGAAAUCCAGGUAUUCCAGGACUGAGAGGAAAUCCUGGGGAGCCUGGGAUACCAGGAAGACCCGGUCCUGUUGGUCCAAAAGGGGAAAGGGGUGAGCCUGGCAUCGUGGUUGAUGGUGGAGGAGGCUACCCAGGCAGAAAGGGUGAACCAGGUCAAACUGGUGUUCCUGGCUCACCUGGUCUUCCUGGACAUAGAGGCGAAAGAGGGCAGCCUGGUCAAAUAGGACCACAGGGUCCCAUUGGACCUCCAGGUCCCCCUGGGAGGUCCAUCAAGGGGGACAAGGGAGAUCCAGGUGAGACACGUUCAGUAACUUCAGAGGGUGGAGCGGGUCAGAAAGGAGAGCCUGGUGUACCGGGACGGCCUGGUGAGACAGGGAGCCCAGGACCAAGAGGACCUCAAGGGAGUGCAGGACAGAAAGGCGACAAGGGAAACGUGGGCGAGGGUUUCCCGGGACCACCCGGCCGUCAAGGAGAACCAGGUGACCGGGGUCCCAGAGGACCUCAAGGGGAACAAGGAGAUAAGGGAGACAGAGGCCAGCCAGGUGAAAGUGGUGCACCAGGAUUCCGGGGAGAGAGGGGACCACCUGGAAUACCAGGCAUUAAGGGAGAUCAAGGACAAAUUGGACCACCUGGUGUCCCAGGGUCAGUGGGUUUGCCAGGUCCCAGUGGUCCCAGAGGUGAAAAGGGAAGUGAGGGACGAAAAGGAGAACCAGGACAGACUAUCCCUGGUCCAGCCGGAAGUAAAGGUGAUCGGGGUGAGCAGGGACGCCCAGGAAUUCCGGGAGAGAAAGGAUCAAAGGGACAGCCGGCAGACAAAGGCGCGAAGGGUGAAACUGGGUUUGGCAUCCCUGGACAACCAGGACCCAAGGGUGAUCCAGGUGAAAGAGGUAACAUCGGACUUUCUGGCAGGCCGGGAGAAAAGGGGGACUCUGGAGCUCGAGGAGAGAAAGGGGAGCCUGGUAAAACAGGACCACCUGGAUUGAUUGGACCCCGGGGGAAAGAGGGUGAAAAGGGAAGCAAAGGAGAGGAAGGAACACCGGGAGAGACUGGACCACCAGGUCGCACAGGAGAGAGAGGACUUCGGGGUUUCGCAGGAGCUGACGGCAGACCAGGAGAAAAGGGAAGUGCUGGUGAAUCGGGAGAACCUGGGAGAAAUGGCAUCAGAGGUCCAGUGGGCCCAAAAGGAGACCAAGGCGACAAGGGAUCAACAGGACCUCCAGGUCCUCCAGGAAAACUGGUCGACAUUGGAGGUGGAUUGCCAGGUAUUAAAGGAGACAAGGGAGAUCCUGGCAAACCUGGUGAAUCUGGGUCAAGAGGACUCAGGGGAGAACCUGGGCCCCCAGGCCCAGCUGGUGAUCGAGGUUUGGAGGGUCAACGGGGUCUCCCUGGACCACAGGGAGAUCAAGGUCCAAGAGGAUUCUCAGGAGAAAAGGGAGAAAGAGGAUCACCUGGGCUGGAUGGCAGGAACGGAAUUGAUGGGAAGAAUGGUCUCCCAGGGCCUCCUGGGCUGAGGGGUGACCAAGGGAAACAAGGGGAGCCUGGCAGAGACGGGUUGCCUGGCCCUAGGGGAGAGGCAGGAGCAUCGGGGACAACAGGACCUCAGGGCCCACCAGGACAUCCGGGCAAACCAGGGGAUAACGGGAGGCCUGGACUUCCUGGAAAGAACGGAGAAGAUGGGACUCCAGGAGAGGAUGGAAAGAAGGGUGAAAAAGGUGACCCAGGAGAAACUCCAAGAAAUGGACGAGAUGGGGUCAAAGGUGAGCGUGGAGAACCCGGGCUACCAGGACUUAUCGGACCUCCAGGCCUGCCGGGUGUAGUUGGACUUCCGGGGCCCCCUGGGCCGGUUGUCUUUGUCAAAGGACUUGAUUCAGCCACACCAGUACGAGGACCACAGGGGCCCGCAGGAACACCGGACCCUGUGAUUGUAAAUCUUGGAAUCCCAGGUAUUCCAGGACUUACAGGACCACGUGGAGAGAAAGGAGACAUAGGCUCCAAAGGUCAGAAAGGUGAAUCUGGCUUUGAUGGAAAACCUGGCUCCCCUGGGACAUCCGCUAACGUUGAAGAAGCUCUGUCAAAAUUUGGUGUUAAGAUUUCAAUGCUGCAGAAAGUCCUGGAGAGGCAUGAUGAAGAGAGCCACAGGCUGCCAGGGGAGAGGGGACUAAGAGGGGAGAAAGGAGACAAGGGCGAAAGAGGAGAAAAAGGAAGCGAGGGAUUCAUCGGGAUUCCAGGAGAAAGAGGAUACAAAGGAGACAAAGGAAGCCAAGGUGCUCCGGGACCUGAGGGACCUCCUGGCCGUGCAGUGUUCGAGCGAGGGCCAGAAGGUCCUCCAGGUCAUUCCGGUGAACCAGGAAAGCCCGGCAUCCCAGGGUUACCAGGUCGGACCGGAGAGAAAGGGGAACCUGCACAGCCAGGAGAGAAGGGUGAAAGAGGGGGUAAAGGUGACCGAGGAGACCCUGGGCGAGAUGGUGUUCCAGGCCCAAGAGGUCCUCCAGGUCCCAUGGGUGCCAAACCAGAAGUACCAGACACUGGCCUUCCUGGAGAACGAGGACUUCCAGGGCCACAGGGGAUAAUGGGUGAACGUGGACCAGCAGGACCAGUUGGAGCCAAAGGAGAUAAGGGUGAUACUGGAGCCAAAGGAGACCAAGGCGAAAGGGGUGAAGUUGGUGAGAAAGGCAGGGAUGGUGUUGCGGGGAACCCAGGGGAACCAGGCCCUGCAGGAUUAGAAGGGAAACCUGGACUGCCAGGCUUCCCUGGAGUACUUGGCCGGCCGGGUAGCCAAGGAGAUCCUGGACCACCAGGCCCCCAGGGCCAACCAGGACCACAAGGCCCAGCAGGUGCACCAGGAGUGAAGGGUAACCAAGGUGACCAAGGUUCGAGCAUUCAGGGGCCACCUGGUCCUCCUGGUAACAUGGGACUUCCAGGAAACCCCGGUGCUCCUGGAGCUAUGGGUCCUCCGGGAGCACCAGGAUUGCCAGGACAAGUGGGAGAACCAGGGAAGCCCGGAGUGCCAGGAAGGGAUGGCAUUUCAGGAAAAGAUGGAGAGAAAGGACUUCCUGGGACUAUGGGAGUUCGAGGAUUUCCAGGUGACAAGGGAUCCAAGGGGGAUCAAGGAGCACCAGGACCGCCUGGAGAGUCAAUUACUGGAAAUCCUGGAGCACCUGGACUAAAAGGAGAAAAGGGAACACCUGGACAUGUGGUGCCUGGAGUUUCUGGACAGAGGGGUCUGAAGGGAGACGAGGGUAUGAAAGGUGACCAAGGUUCAGUGGGCCCAAAAGGACAGAAGGGUGAACAAGGAGAGCCAGGAGAGCCAGGACAGGAUGGUUUAAAAGGCUUACCCGGACUCAAAGGAGAUAAGGGUCAAGCAGGCAUUGGAUUACCUGGCCCCACUGGGCUGCCUGGUCCUCCAGGUCUUAAGGGAGACCCUGGGUUCACAGGACCACCAGGACCUCCAGGACAACAAGGCCCAGCUGGUAUCACUGGGCAACCAGGCCUACGAGGUGAAGUUGGACUACCCGGCCCACAGGGACCCCCAGCACAGAGGGGCUUACCAGGGCUUCCAGGAAGAGACGGAACUGUGGGUGCACCGGGAGCACCAGGACUGCCAGGACCACAGGGUUUGCCAGGGCUACAGGGUCCACCAGGUGACAAGGGUGAAACGGGAAUGGGAAUGCCAGGCUCAAGAGGAGAACGGGGAGAUCCAGGACCAAGGGGUGAAGAUGGAAGACCAGGCUUAGCUGGAGAACGUGGACCAUCAGGGCCUCCUGGUAGUCGAGGGGAAACCGGGGUCAAAGGUGAUCGUGGACCAGCUGGAGAGAAAGGAGAGAAGGGUGAUGCGAUUGCUAUGGUUGGAACACCUGGGAUUAGAGGAAUCAAAGGAGAAAUUGGAGACCGUGGUCCGAAGGGAAGUGAAGGAGAAAAGGGAGUGAAAGGAGAAGAAGGACCGAGGGGGGAGAAGGGACCAAAAGGGGAGCAAGGCGAUAAAGGCUCAGUGGGCUUCCCAGGAGCCAGGGGUCCUGAUGGGCAAAAGGGUGAGCAAGGUGAAGCUGGGGAACCAGGGAAACCGGGAAUACCGGGAAAGAACGGUGUCGAUGGAGCGAAAGGAAACCAUGGUGAUAGAGGAGAAGCAGGGCCUAAAGGUUUCAAAGGUGACAAAGGGAUAAAAGGUGCCUGUGGUUUAGAUGGAGAAAAGGGAAGUAAGGGUGAUCCUGGAAUUCCUGGGAGAAUUGGAUUCCCUGGCAGGAAAGGAGAUCAGGGUGAACCUGGCAUCGUUGGCCCCCCAGGUGUUACAGGGAAAGAAGGUCUCAUUGGACCCAAGGGUGACCGAGGGUUCGAUGGACUCCAGGGACAGAAAGGGGAACGAGGAGAGAAAGGCGAACGGGGUCUUCCUGGUGUCACUGGGCCACCAGGUGUCCGAGGAUCUGAUGGAAUUCCUGGUCCUCCUGGUCCUCUGGGUCCUGGGGGACCCCGGGGUUCUGAAGGAAUGCAGGGCCAAAAGGGUGAGAGAGGCCCUCCUGGUGAGGGUGUUCCAGGUCCCAGAGGAAUUCCAGGAAUCCCAGGGGAAAGAGGAGAUCCAGGUGAAAUGGGUGCUGAUGGUCCUAAGGGAGACCAGGGAAUUCCAGGAAUGACGGAGGGCCAGAUCCGUGCCUACGUACGGCAGGAGAUGAGCGAACACUGCGCCUGUGAAGGUCUCUCAUCAAAUCCAACGUCCUAUUAUCGUCAACUCCCUGUUUUAAAGAUCUCACAUGAGGAGGACUAUGAUGGUUCUAAUGGGAAGGAGCUCAGAGUGGUGGUAAAUGGCAAUGACCCAGACUAUGAACACUUCUACACCAUAGGAAGCUACGAUGCACCAACAGAAGACUAUGGGCUGGAGCAGUUGCAAAGCUCAGAAGUGAUGCGCGACAAAGUAGAUGCCACAGAUCUGCCACAACAGGAAAGGUUUAGAAGAGAUGCUUCCAUACAAGACCCUUGCCUCUUGCCCCUGGAUGAGGGAAACUGUUCCAGGUACACGUUGCGUUGGUACUACCACAGAAAAAGUGGCCAGUGUCGUCCCUUCAUCUACAGCGGCUGCAGAGGCAAUGCCAACCGGUUCCAGACACCAGAAGACUGCGAACACUCCUGCAAGAACAACAAAGCAGAACUAACAAAAGAAGAAGGAACCUGAAUAACAGAAUCAACAAAGGAAGAAGGAACCUGAAUAAAACAGGAAGAAGAGUCAGAACGAUUUAAAUUUUAAUCUUGAGGAGUUUGGGAGGUGGGGCUGGGGAAUGGGGGCCCCUUUUGUAAUUAUUGAGCUUGUAAUGGUUUAAGAAAAAAGAUGGUGCUAUAUAUUUUCACAGUUAAAAUGAAAUCUUUAUGAAUGAUUUUUGAACAAACAAAUGCUGUUUUAAUGGUUGUAUUUGUCACGGUUCAAUGCUGCUCUUAAAAGCAGGGCAGAUAUCAGCAGAUAAAGAGAAAACGUAGUCAAGUUUACAGUUUGAAGCUUUUAGUGAUAAUCUCAGAGAUAAGCCCUUCAACUAUGUGUCUUUCGUCUGAUGGAAUCUCUGUUCUAACAUAUCUACAUUCGGGGCAUCAGGCAACCUGGUGGGUUAAAUGAUGAAUUUUUACCUCUCUAAUUGGACGCUUCCUAGUCCACCAACAAAAUUCACCUCCUUGUUGUGGGCCAACUUUGAAAUGAAUUUAGUCUUAAUCUGGCUCUCCCUCUGGGAAAAACCUGCAGCAAUAAACUGCCCCUUAAUUUGCUAGAGAGAAACAAAGGGAAAAUGUGCGCACUGCUUCUGAGGUCAAAAUAGAGGCAGAAUUACCUGAUCUGAGAGAGUCUGCUAUCUGAAAAGGUGUGAAGCGUUGUUACGACCCCUCACGCAAAGAAAAGGGUGAGGGAAAGCUUCAUUGCAUAUCUAUUUCUAUGUGCAGCACCCCUUUGCAGAGAAUCUGUCUGGAGAACCCUGUGCCUCACGGCCACAAGGAGAGGUUAUUUAUGCUAAGCAGCGUGCAUCUCUCUCUGUGACUUCUCCAUGGGGAUGCAAGGUGUAGAUCCAGUGAGGGGUGGAGAAAUUAAUCCGUGGUCGGUAGCAGUACAAGAGCCCAAGAAUAUUGGCCACCAGAUGCACUGACCUCGGUUCCGCGGGAGUCAAUGGAACUGAACUAGUGGAGCUGACAAGAAUUGGAGGCCAGUACUCCCAACGUGGUGACCAAGAAUGCAUUUCACCCCCACCCAUUAAAUUGUUUCUCUUUUGCUGUUGCCUUGGAUCCCUCAGUGCUUGAAAAGGUCGGAAAGUUUACUAUUCCAAUUUCACUUUUGUGGGAAAACUCACUGGGAGGAAGGGGAAAAAUUUUAAAAAUGCAAACCAUGUACACCUCAUUGAGGUGAAUUAAUUAAGUCUGCAUUUUUAAAUUCAUUAGGGUGAGAUCUUUUAUGUAUCAAUGCAAAUAAUUUAAAUGAAUAACAUAAAAGGACCAUGUUGGGCCAUGUUCGGAAUGUACAGAUUAUGUGUAACGUUAUCCAAUAUCUCUGCCUGCAUAUUGCAAAAUUGCAAACUCUUCACAGAAUUUUUUUUCUGUCCACGUUUAGGAUUGGCAUUAUUUGAUGUCUAUUGGUGAUUACAGUUAUUUUCUGCAUUGAAAUAUCUUCUUUUCAAGAGAUAUUUUCCGUUGGCUCAGUUGAUUAAUCCACCACCAAAGUCCUAUAGACCAGAACAGUCCCUUGAGUGAAUUGACUGCUGGAUUAGAGAGAGUCAGUGGGGUCUCUGUCCAUGUUCUCAGUCUGAGAAUAGUAGGAAGGGCAAAAGAUAUCCAUCCCAUCUGGAGGAUGCGUGCAGUUGGACUUCAGAUUUAAAGAGAACCAGGCUUUGCUGUAAUGCCUCCUCAUUGAAAUUCAUCGUCCGCUGCCUCACCUCAAAGCAUAGCCCCUCAGGUGGGCAGAUGGGUCCUGUGGAGAGUGCAGUGGUAGACAGAGUCUUGAGGACAGGUCUUGAAAGCAUACAGCAGAAGGAUCAUCCUGGCACAUGGAAAUGCAUUUUAACAACAGGAACUUGGUUAUGAUUCCUUUAACAUGGCAAGAGCACUUCAAUGAAAUGCCAGCCAGAAGUUGACACAGAGCAAGAUAAUAAGACUGGACAAAGAAGUUGAAAUAAAAUAAAUUAACUGUUGCCAUUCACAAUCUCAGGACAUCCCAAAAUACUUUACAGAAAUGAAAUACUUUAGAUGUGUAGAAAAUCUGCACAUCAAGCACCCACAAAGAGCAAUGAGGUAAUGACCAAAUAGUCUCCCUGUUGGUGCUUGCUGACAGGAUUAAUAGUGGCCAGGUCAGCAAGGAUAACUCUUAGCAAUAGCGUCAUGGAAUCUUUUACGUAACCUUAAAAAGCAGAUGAGGUCUUGGUUUAAUUCCUCAUCCAAAAAAAAAUCACCUCCAGCAUUGUGGUGUUCUGUUAGUAGUGCACAGGAGUGUCAACCCAGAGUUCUGUACUCAAAUCUCUGCAGUUAGGUUUGAAGGACUCAACGAUUGCAUUACUUUUGCUGCCAAUUUCCACCCUGCCCUCGCCUUCACAUGGUCAAUCUCAAACUCUUCGCUUCCUUUUCUAGACAAUCUCAGGAGAUAGGCUCGCUACUAACAUCCAUUAAAAGCCUACGGACUCUCACAGCUAUCUUGACCACUCUUCUUCCCACCCUGCCUCCUGUAAGGACUUCGUUUCAUUCUCCCAUUUCCUCUGUCUCCGUUGAUGACAUUCUCCGUACAGAUGCCUCUGAAAUGUCUUCUUUCUUUCUGAACCGCUUCUACCAUUAUUAUCAAUGCCCUUGACCGCAUCUCAUUCAUUUCCCACACCUCUGUUCUAAUCCCCUCUCAUCUGGGACGGAACAAUGACCGAAUUCCCUUGGUCCUCACCUUCCACGCCAUCAACCUCCACGUUCAACAGAUCUUUCUCCGCAAUUCCCACCAUCUUCAAAGAGAAUUCAGCCACCACUCAUCUCAUCUCCUCCUUUUGUCUCCCGUUCAGUUCUGACGAAGGCUUUCCGACCUGAAGCAUUGACUCUGUUCCUCUUCCCGUAGAUGCGGCCUGCCUGCUGAGUAUUCCCAGCAUCUUCUGUUCUUGUUUUAGGUUUUAAGAAUGCAGCUUGAAAGGUUGGUGGGGGGGGAUGUAGGAAGGCUUAGGGAGGGGAUUCCAAAGAUCAGAGGUUUGUUCCUGAUAUCAACUGACCAUUGUUGCUAACACCCAUCUGCGUUCCACUGUAUCAUUUGUUCCAAAGUGUAUUUGCCUCAGAAUUGGGUAUAAAUAAAUGAAUAAUAUGGGAGGAUUAAAAAAGAAAACUCCAGAUGAAGAGUUAGCGCUGACACAGUUAUGAUGGGCUGAUUUGUCCCUCAUUUGCUGCUAUUUCUACCCAUAGUAGGUUGUCUAACUUAACUGGUCCAGGGUAACCUUUGCCAUUUUGAGCAAGCUCCCACUGGAUGAAGAGUCACGCACAUUCCUUUCCUUCAGGCACGUUAAGGGUUUCACCUGACUAGACACAUGGGCAUCGUGAAAGGGAUCCAGUAUUAGGUAAAGCUUCUAUGAACUGCGAGGGAAGACCUGGAUGUAUUGUGUAAUGUUUUAAAAAUAAUUAUAUCAUUUUCAACCUCUCUACUGAAGGCAAAGAAACUCAAGUGGUGCUAAAGUCAUGAUCUGAAGAUCUCGGUGUCAGGUUUCCAUAUUGUGCAGCACGGAAAUGCUUCCAUAACAUGAAGGGAAUACUGACCAUUCUUCCAAAAUUUGUUAACUUGGUGUAUCCCACCACCUCCCACCACCCCCCCCCCCCCCCAUGCACCCAACACCGAUGUCAUUGAAGGAAGACUAACUGCUGUACAUUGUGGAAUUCGGAUCACAAAAGUAAUUUAAGAAACUGUGGGAAUAGUUGCAUUAAAACAAGACUUUACUCCUUGCCAGCAAGCCUACAAUAGGUUGGCAUCCAAUCCAAGACCAUUCUCUCUGCUCGAGCCCAGUUUCUGUGUCUUUCUUAUAAACACAUAGCUCUGGUUGACACUGGCCAAAUUAUUUGGUUUCUGUGCCCUCCUUCAGGGGGAAUGUUUAUAUCUGAAUUUACAAGCUAAUUAAUAGGCUGUCAGGUUUGCAAAUUCAUUGUUUUGUAUCUUCACACAGUCCUGUUGGAUAACGGUGUGAAGUUAAGGAAAGAAUCAUCGGCUCUUUCACAGUCUGACAGGACGGCUAAGUUGAUAGGUGGUCCCACCUGGUGGUCAGGCUGAAGCUGCAAAGGCAGCUGCCUCUACACAUGUUCCAACACUCUGUGCAGCCGUUGUAACCUAAAGCAAGAGCCAACAUUCAUUGGCUAUUCAUCACCACAUUGGACAAGGAUAGGCUUAGGUUUGGCUGCAGCGCCAAGCAACAGGCAUAUUCAUUGUCUGGGGCAGAAGAGGUCAGAGAAGGUCUCGAACUCUACCACCAUUCAGUUAGAUCGUAUCUGACCUUGUGCCUUAUGGGUUUUCCUGUCUAAUCCCCGUAACCUCAAAAGCUAUCAUCCUCAGCUUUUAAUUCACUCACUGACAGAGCAAACUCUGUUUACUGGAGUAGAGAACAGAGAGGAUUCACAGCCACCUUACAUCAGUUUUAAAUGGUGAACCCUUAUCCUGAGAUCAUACCCCUGGACAUCCUGCAACCUUGAGGAAACUCCCUGUCGAUCACCCCCAGAACCUUGUGCAAGUGACUGAAGGGGUGCCUUAUCCUCACUGAUUCUACACGCCAGAGCACCACGUAAUGUGGAUGAUAGCAAGCUCUUCAACUCUCUGCUGGAAGGACCUUCUGUGCAUUAACAUCUGCCCAAUACAUCUAGGUGUGCUUCACAAUGAAAGGGAUGGAACACGACUGUGUUCAAACCUGGGCAGUUUGCUCAGGUUGAUAGCAAGUGAAGCUAAUCCAUCCUAAUCUCUGUUUUUCAAACGAGUUGAUGUGCAACAUUAAUGGGAUGUGUUUUAUUUGAUUGUGGGUUUUAUUCUCCCUCUGACCUCUCGGACACAUCUCAACAGGAUAAAUGACCCCCAUAGCAUUCACUUUCUAGCUACAACCUCACCUCCUCCUAGCUUACUCUAUUACUAAGAUUAUUGCUCUCACCUUCCCCUUCUCUUCCCUCUCCCACAAUGGUUAAUGCUCCAGGUCCUCUCACCUGACACGUAUUUCCUCCUUCCUGACCUCACUGUGGUGAAAUCCAGACCUUCUCCCCACACGUUCUCUAAUUGAUGUACCUCCAGCACCGAGAACAGAGUCUCCCUGACCAUGGUCUUUAUGAGCUUAUCAACUCUUUCUCCCUUCCUGCCACCCACUCCCUGCUACUUAGACCAAUUUUGUUUGUGCUAAUCUGUUUCCGCUUAAAUCUUCCCUACCUACCUCCAUUCAAAUCACGGUCACAUCUGGUGCUUCGAACCUUUGCCAUUUAGGCUGGAUUCUCAGCCUCUUCAUUCUCAGAAGUUUACAGUCCUUCCCCUCAAUGCACAACAAGUUAUCCUAACUUGUUGUGCAUUAACAGCAGAAUAAUCCUUGGUUUGCCCAAAUAUCUUUUGCAUUUUCAUGAUGCAGACAGUAUGCUUUUAAAAUGUCCAUCUCCAGGUUAGACAGAAAUGUUAACCAG
Messenger RNA from Pristis pectinata (smalltooth sawfish), 15355 nucleotides. It is a transcript of the gene col7a1, whose product is annotated as collagen, type VII, alpha 1. The record is from RefSeq and is a predicted model, not a curated record. The transcript has 126 exons. NCBI's taxonomy places the organism in Eukaryota, Metazoa, Chordata, Chondrichthyes, Rhinopristiformes, Pristidae. The coding region runs from base 189 to 9908 and encodes 3239 amino acids. Gene Ontology annotation, molecular function: serine-type endopeptidase inhibitor activity; protein binding.